This is a messenger RNA of Anopheles marshallii, 13467 nucleotides long. RefSeq names its product dynein beta chain, ciliary (gene Dhc93AB). Gene Ontology annotation, biological process: microtubule-based movement. Gene Ontology annotation, molecular function: minus-end-directed microtubule motor activity; dynein light intermediate chain binding; dynein intermediate chain binding. Bases 1 to 13467 code for a protein of 4488 amino acids. The transcript has 27 exons. Lineage: Eukaryota; Metazoa; Arthropoda; Insecta; Diptera; Culicidae. Gene Ontology annotation, cellular component: dynein complex. The record is from RefSeq and is a predicted model, not a curated record.
AUGGAAGGAGCGGGAGGAAGUAGUAACUCUGAUCCACGAUUCGAGUUUCUUGGUUCAUUCGUCCAGAAGACGCUCAAGUUGAAACCAGAAAAAUGGCACCGAUUAGUAACACUAGAAGAGCACAAGGCAGUUCUGAAGGAAUUCUUUGACAAUGCACAAACUGUUGUUAUGAUUAUUAUACUUACACCAUCUGCACAACUGAUUCCACUUGUGAGCUUUCCCAUACAGCAACUUAAAAAUAAAGGUGUUUACUUCGUCAAGAAAAAUCCAAUAGAUGUGCCACGCGAUGGCUGCAAGGAUGUGCUGGUCGUGGGUGAUCUUGCCACACGAACCAUCGACCAGUUGUCCUGUCUGGUCGAUGAAGUGUUUGUUCCCCUUCUUUCAAACUCGGACAACCAUCUCGGUUGGCCGGAAAUGGUAGCACAAGACGUACAAAAGCAAGUUCACAGUCUUAAGAGCACGGUUUAUCAAGUUCAGGGUCAAGUUAGUGGACAGACCGUUCUACCAAUGCCCGUAGGAGUUGAUAAAUGUGUGCAGACGGCCAAAGAACUAGUUGUCAACUCAGAAUGUUCGAUUAAUCUCUACCUGAAGAGUGCAAUCGAAGGUGUUGUCAUCAAAUGGGCCACUCAAGUGAAUGAUGUCAUGCUGGAGUCAAGUGCAAACGCAUUUAAUGGCGGUCAAAAUCCUGUUCCAUCCGUUGAAAUUAAUUUUUGGAACAAUCGUUUGAAAAAUUUAACCUACAUCUACGAACAGUUGCGUCACGAGCGUAUACGUAGUAUGGCACUAAUCCUUGAAUACACGGACAGUGCUUACUAUCCUUGCUUUAAAACACUUUUCAAAAAUGUUGUGACAGCGCUAGCGGAAGCACGAGAUAUUACACUCUAUUUAAACCCACUUACAAGACAUUUUCAGCAAUUAGAAGACACCGAGUUUUCGGAAUGCAAGGUUUUACUAAAGCCACUUCUGCACGUUGUUUGUUUGAUAUGGUCAAACUCGCUAUACUAUUGUCAUUCUGCAAAGCUAAUAGUUCUCCUUCGACAGAUAUGCAAUUUAAUCAUUCAGCAGGCUAAACGCUUUCUUGAUCCAUCUUCUAUCUUUCAUACAGAUAUUGAUGAAGCGAUGCAACGUAUAUCACUGUCUAUACAAAUUCUCAAAUAUUUUCGCACUGUUUAUGAUGAAUAUAAGGAUAAUAUUGCACCAUUCUUUCAAGAGCGCCCCGUCGUAAAUUGGACCUUCCAUCCCAAUGCCGUAUUUGAACGGUAUAAUGCUUUUCUCGAUCGACUAUUUACCAUUCAAUGGUUUUUCAACACUGUCAUUGAGUUUCUUAAGUUGGAAAAGGUGGAAAUCGGAGGUCUCAAGGGACGGGCACUAAGCGCACGCAUUACAGGAGUGUCGGUCGAGUUCAAUCAGUGCUUUUCGUUAUUUGCUUCGAAAACCUACGAUGUUCUCGAUCCUGAUGAUCCUACGUUUAAGGAAGAUUUUCUCAAGUUCCAGGAUCGCAUCCUGGAACUGGACUUAAAACUCGCUGCAAUCCUUUGUCAAGCCUUUGACGAUUGCCAUAAUCUGGAAAGUGUCUUUAAGCUAAUAAGCAUUGUAGGAACUGUGCUGGAUAGACCCAAAAUUAAGGAAGAGUUUACUAACAAAUACAGACAAAUUUUAGUGAUGAUUGACGAAGAACUCAGCACUUGUGAAAACAUCUAUACACAGCAGAUGGAACAUUACCGCAAGGAAGGGUAUAUUUUCGUUGACCGCAGUGCUCCACCGGUAACCGCCGCCCUGCGUUGGGUGUUGCAGCUUACCAAUCGUAUAACUUCACCCAUCAAACAAUUCCAAACUUUACAGCACCCAGUUGUUCAGUCCGACGAAGGUGCUGCUUUAAUAACUCGCUUUGAUAUUCUGAUUGCAAAGCUGAAAGAAUUCGAACGUUCCAUUUUUGACGGCUGGGCAGAAGAAGUGCCAGAAACGAUUGAAGCACAUUUAGACAAACCACUGAUUAUUAGGAAGAAAAAUUCCCCCGAGCUCCUGCUCAACUUUAGUCCACAGCUGUUUGCUAUCCUCCGAGAGGUCCAUUAUCUAAGGCUAAUGGAAAAAGAAGACAUUCCACAGCGAGGGCUCGAAUUUUCCGACAGAAGUGAAAUUUUUCGCUCUCACACCCUUAACCUAGAAAAGACGGUUGACUGGUACAACAAGAUACGCAAAAACUGCACCAAAGUUGAGUUGGAGCUGAUCAAAGGUGAAAUAGAACAUAUCGAUGCUCUGCUGGAACGAGCGAUCAACGAACUUACAUGGAAUUCGGAAGAUAUUCAAGAUUAUAUGAUACAGAUUCGUGAUCCGGUGGAACAGCUGCAAAAACGAAUGCAAUGCAUUCAAAACAACUUGCAGGACAUUCGCACCACCAUGUCUGCCUGGGCAAAGCUACCACUGUUCGAACGCAAAGACUCGAAGAAAGACACCGUACUGUGUCUGGAGGAGCGUAACGAUCGCAAAACAAAACGUUACGCAGAGCUUGAGGCUGCCGCUGUCAAAGUCCACCAGCUGCUCGACACUAACAUGAAAUUGUUCGGAAUGGAAAACGACCAGGAAGACAACAACUGGGUUGAGUAUGUUAAAUUCGUUGAUAACAUAGUCUACGAGAACUUACUCUUCAUGAUCGGAAUCAGCAUCGGCUAUCUGGCCGAAAACAUGGACGUUGGUAAUAAUCUCGCACCGUUGUUUGAAUCGCGCUUAGAACUACUAGAACCACAACUAGUGUUUGUACCCUCACUGAAUCCAAAUGAUGUUAAUGGUUUUACUGCACUGUUAGCAGGGUUAGUUAAUGAUAUAACUUACAUGUCAUCGUUGAUUCCACGUUUGCUGAAAACGGCCAACAAAACAUACGAACAGAUCAUCACAAAAAACAACGAUAUUCAAGAGAUGAAAGUCGAAAUUCUUCAAGGCGUCGAUAAGGUCAUUCAGGAAGCAGCCGAAUUUUGUGGAGAUUUUGAGCGAUACUCCUAUCUCUGGCUUGAGGAUCGCGAGUACAGCAUGGAAACGUUCCUCGAAUAUGGUCGCCAGUUGGAAGCAGAUGAGAUUGAAUUGAUCAUCAAUAAGGAUCCGGAAGCGCCCAAACCCUGUCCACCAACCAUUGAGGCGUUUCGAGAGCAGAUCGAUCACUAUGAAUCCUUGUACCAGGAGAUAGAGAAGAUAGAGUCUUUUCAAAUUUUCAACUCUUGGUUUCAAGUCGACGUUCGUCCUUUCCGGCAAUCUCUAAUGAACAUUGUCCGCAAGUGGGGAAACAUGUUCAAGGAGCAUCUCGUUAACAACGUUACCCACAGUCUGACUGAUCUUGGAAACUUUAUCCGAAGAGCCGAUGAGGGACUACUGCAGGUGGUGAAAGAAGGCGAUUAUGAAGGGUUGGUUAACAUCAUGGCCUAUUUGCUACACGUCAAGGAACGAACCGCCACAACGGACGAGAUGUUCGAACCGAUGAAGGACACGAUUGAGUUAUUGAAGUACUACGAUAUGGACAUUCCAGAAGAGGUAAAUGUGUAUCUCCAGGAGCUGCCUGAGCAGUGGGCUAACACGAAGAAGAUUGCCUUGACCGUGAAACAGCAAGUAGCACCACUGCAGGCCAAUGAGGUGGUCGGUAUACGAAAUCGGAUUGCCAUGUUCGACGUCCAUAUUACCGUUUUUCGAGAUGUGUUCCGUACAUAUGAAUUUUUCAAGUACGAUUGUCUAGAACCUUACAUUCUUCUCGAUCGUAUCGAUGGCGAUGUCAAUCGAUUGGAAAAAGAUAUGUCGGAUAUACAAGAAUCGGGUAGUUUAUUUGAAGUGUCUGUUCCAGAAUUCAAACUGCUGCGCCAGUGUCGCAAGGAAAUGAAAAUGCUGAAGCAACUGUGGGACUACGUUUUCAUCGUUCGUACCAGUAUUGAAGACUGGAAAACAACUCCUUGGCGGAAGGUGGACGUGGAAAACAUGGACAUCGAGUGCAAAAAGUUCGCCAAGGAUAUCCGUCUGCUCGACAAGGAAAUGCGCCCCUGGGAUACGUACGUUACGCUUGAGUCGACGGUUAAGAAUAUGCUCACAUCGCUGCGAGCCGUUGGGGAGCUACAAAAUCCCGCCAUCCGAGAGAGACAUUGGAAUCAACUGAUGUCCUCCACAAAGAGUUUAGCAAAUCUUCCACCCGAAAUUACAGUAACAUUCAUCAUGGACAAAAAUACGACACUUUCCGAUCUGUUGGCGCUAAACCUACACGAAUGUGAAGAAGAAGUAAAAAACAUAGUCGACAAGGCCGUCAAGGAAAUGUCGAUGGAAAAAAUCUUACGCGAUCUACAUUCGGUGUGGAACGGUAGUCCCAACACAAAAAUGAUGGAAUUCGAAUAUGAAACUCAUCUUCGGACUGGAUCAACAUUGUUGAAGGCGUCAGAAGAAUUGAUCGAAACGCUUGAGGAGAACCAGGUUGUGCUGCAGAAUUUAAUUACAUCCAAGUUCAUUGCGCACUUCCUGGAGGAAGUGUCUGAAUGGCAAAAGAAAUUAACCACGGCGGACCAGGUUAUUACGGUAUGGUUUGAGGUGCAGCGUACCUGGGCUCAUCUCGAAUCGAUCUUCAUGAGCUCGGAUGAUAUUCGAAUGCAACUACCCGUCGAUUCGGAACGGUUUGACAAUAUCGACGCCGAGUUUAAGAUAAUGAUGGAGGAGAUGGCUAAAAACUCUAAUGUCAUAUAUGCUACGAACCGCGAAGGAUUGGUCGACAAGUUGGACAACCUUCAGAGCCAACUGGCACUGUGCGAGAAAGCGUUAGCUGAGUAUCUAGAGACCAAGCGACUCUACUUUCCACGAUUUUAUUUCGUUUCGGCUGCCGAUCUGCUUGACAUUCUCAGUAACGGAAAUCGACCGGAGGUCGUAUGCAAACAUUUAACCAAAUUAUUUGACUCUAUCGCGAAGCUCAAACUGGAAUCUCAUGACGAUGGUCACAGCAAAAAGGCAUUGGGGAUGAUAGCAAAGGAUACCGAAUACGUAAAAUUUUUCGAGAGCUGUAACUGCACAGGCGCUGUUGAGGUAUGGCUUAACCGCAUCCAGAUUGCGAUGCGAACAUCAUUGCGUAGCUACAUUGCUGAAGCCGUGGUCGCCUACGAAGAGAAACAACGCGAACACUGGCUGUUCGAUUAUCCUGCACAGGUUUCGCUGUGUGGAACUCAAAUCUGGUGGUCGACGGAAGUGAACAUCGCUUUUAGCCGGCUGGAGGAAGGCUAUGACAAUGCCAUCAAAGAUUAUUACAAAAAACAAAUUUCUCAACUCAGCACGCUCAUCACACUUUUGCUGGGGGAGCUAACGAGAGGCGAUCGACAAAAAAUUAUGACCAUCUGCACGAUCGAUGUCCAUUCACGAGACGUUGUCAGCAAGCUCAUUCAAUCGAAAGUUGAGUUUGCGUCCGCUUUCCAGUGGCAGUCGCAGCUACGUCACCGUUGGGACGACUCGGAAAAGGAUUGUUUUGCCAACAUUUGUGACGCACAGUUCUGCUAUAGCCACGAGUAUCUUGGCAACACACCCCGUCUAGUUAUUACCCCAUUGACCGAUCGUUGCUAUAUUACUCUAACACAGUCGCUCCAUCUCGUGAUGGGAGGAGGACCAGCGGGCCCGGCCGGUACAGGAAAAACCGAAACUACCAAGGAUCUUGGACGUGCACUCGGAAUCAUGGUGUACGUUUUUAACUGCUCCGAGCAGAUGGACUACAAAUCUUGCGGUAACAUCUACAAAGGAUUAGCUCAAACUGGAGCAUGGGGUUGUUUCGAUGAGUUCAAUCGAAUCUCUGUGGAGGUAUUGUCGGUCGUGGCGGUACAGGUGAAAUCCGUACAGGAUGCCAUACGAGAUAAAAAGUCAAAGUUUGACUUCAUGGGAGAGUUUAUUGCCUGUGUUCCUACGGUUGGUAUAUUCAUUACAAUGAAUCCUGGUUAUGCCGGUCGAACUGAGCUGCCGGAAAAUUUGAAGGCACUCUUUCGUCCGUGCGCCAUGGUAGUGCCCGACUUCGAGCUGAUCUGUGAAAUCAUGUUGGUUGCUGAAGGUUUCCAAGAUGCCAGAGUACUAGCGCGGAAAUUCAUCACGCUUUACACACUAUGCAAGGAGUUGCUUUCGAAGCAGGAUCAUUACGAUUGGGGUCUACGUGCAAUCAAGUCUGUACUAGUCGUCGCUGGUUCCUUGAAACGCGGUGAUCCUGGCCGACCAGAGGAGGAAGUGCUGAUGCGAGCUCUUCGUGACUUCAACAUUCCCAAAAUCGUAACUGAUGACAUGCCUGUAUUUAUGGGUUUGAUCGGUGAUCUGUUCCCAGCGCUGGAUGUACCCAGAAAGCGUGAUUUGGAAUUUGAAAAAACCGUCAAACAGGCAACACUUGAUUUGGCCCUUCAGCCAGAAGAUAACUUCAUACUGAAGGUGGUCCAACUGGAAGAGCUGCUCGAAGUGCGCCAUUCCGUCUUCAUUGUCGGUAAUGCGGGCACGGGAAAGACACAAGUUUGGAAGACACUCUACAAAACUUAUCAAAACGUCAAAAAGAAACCCCUCUUCAACGAUCUCAAUCCAAAGGCAGUUACGAACGAUGAACUGUUCGGUAUCAUUAAUCCUGCAACGCGCGAAUGGAAGGAUGGUUUGUUUUCGGUUAUCAUGCGAGAUCAAGCGUCGCUCAGUGGGGACAAUCCAAAGUGGAUCAUCUUGGACGGUGAUAUAGAUCCCAUGUGGAUCGAAAGUCUCAAUACGGUUAUGGACGACAACAAGGUUCUGACGCUAGCCUCGAACGAGCGUAUAGCACUCACGCCCUACAUGCGGCUAAUCUUUGAAAUUUCCAACCUGCGCACCGCCACACCCGCGACAGUAUCGAGAGCUGGCAUACUUUACAUUAACCCACAGGAUCUUGGAUGGAAUCCGUAUGUAACAAGUUGGAUUGAAACGAGGACAAUUCCUGCUGAAAAAUCCAACCUGGUCAUUCUCUUCGACAAGUACAUCCCAGCGUGCCUGGACAAUAUUCGAACGCGCUUCAAAAAAAUCACCCCCGUCGCCGAGAUGGCCCACAUUCAAAUGCUGUGUCACUUAUUGGAGUGUCUACUGAUUCCAACCAAUACUCCAGCAGAUUGUCCCAAGGAGUGGCAUGAUCUAUAUUUUGUGUUCUCGUGCGUUUGGGCAUUCGGUUCGGCUAUGUUUCAGGAUGCGGCCAUUGACUACCGCAUCGAGUUUAGCAAAUGGUGGGUGAACGAGUUCAAAACCGUCAAGUUCCCGCCGAAUGGAACUGUUUUCGAUUACUUCAUCGAUACGGAAACAAAGCAGUGGACUCCGUGGACGGAGAUUCUACCAAAGUUCGAGAUGGACUGUGAUCAGCCUUUACAGGCGGUUCUGGUGCAUACCUCCGAGUCAAUUCGAUUGCGUUUCUUCCUCGACCUGCUCAUGGACAGGACGCAUCCGGUGAUGCUCGUUGGUAUUGCCGGUUGCGGGAAGACUGUCGUGGUGAACGAGAAGCUUGGUAGCCUCUCGGAGAACUACGCCAUUGCGAACAUUCCGUUCAAUUUUUACACCUCCUCGGAGAUGCUGCAGAAAGUGAUGGAGAAACCAUUGGAGAAGAAAGCCGGACGGAACUAUGGUCCGCCUGGUAGCAAGACUCUAAUUUACUUCAUCGACGAUAUGAACAUGCCGGAAGUAGACGCUUACGGCACUGUCCAGCCGCACACGCUGAUUCGACAACAUCUCGACUACAACCAUUGGUACGAUCGGAACAAGCUAACACUCAAAGAUAUACACAAUUGCCAGUACGUGUCCUGCAUGAACCCUACUUCCGGCAGUUUCACCAUCAACCCCCGGCUUCAGCGACACUUUUGUGUGUUCGCCGUCAGUUUCCCGGGCUCCGACGCCGUGACAACGAUCUAUCAUUCGAUUUUGGUUCAGCAUUUUGCGAAUGCAGAACAGAAGUUCAACAUAGCCGUUACGAAAAUCUCACAAAAUAUUGUCGCAGCUAGUUUGGCAUUACACACUAAAGUGGCACAAGUGUUUUUACCAACGGCCAUCAAGUUUCACUAUGUCUUCAAUCUGCGCGACCUGACGAAUGUCUUUCAGGGCCUGUUGUUCAGCACCAAUGACUGUUUGGUUUCGUCGAGCGAUUUCAUCCGACUGUGGCUUCAUGAAACUCAGCGCGUCUAUGGCGACAAAUUGCUAGACGACAAAGAUAUCGACAGCUUCACCAAAAUGCAGAACGAUCUAGUUAAAAAAUCGUUCGAAGAGAUCGACGAAUCAAUCGUUUUUGAUAAACCGAACAUUUACUGCCAUUUUGCUGGUGGUAUCGGUGAACCGAAGUACAUGCCCAUUACUGACUGGGGUGUGCUGACAAAGCUUCUACAAGAAGCGAUGAUGUCAUACAACGAUCUGAUUUCGGCCAUGAACUUGGUGCUCUUUGAAGACGCCAUGAUGCACGUGUGCAGAAUCAACCGAAUAUUGGAGUCGCCUAGAGGUAGCGCCCUGCUGGUGGGUGUUGGUGGCAGUGGAAAACAAUCCCUGAGUCGAUUGGCCGCCUUCAUCUCCAGCUUGGAAGUGGCCCAAAUUCAACUCAAAAAAGGCUACAGUGUCGUCGAUCUAAAGAACGAGCUAUCCGGACUGUACAUGAAGGCAGGCAUGAAAAACGUCGGUAUUAUGUUCCUCAUGACAGACGCACAGAUAUCGAACGAAAUCUUCCUAGUCAUAAUCAAUGAUUUGCUUUCCUCGGGUGAGAUACCGGACCUGUUCCCUGACGACGAGGUAGAAAACAUCAUAUCUGGUGUACGGAACGAGGUGAAAGGUGCGGGAUUGGUGGAUUCGCGAGAAAACUGUUGGAAAUUUUUCAUCGAUCGCGUCCGGCGUCAACUGAAAGUGGUGCUCUGCUUCUCGCCAGUCGGAGCGACACUCCGUGUACGGUCGCGUAAAUUUCCCGCCAUCAUCACGUGCACCCAAAUCAACUGGUUCCACGAAUGGCCACAGGAAGCCCUGAUGUCGGUGUCGUUGAGAUUCUUACAGGAGUUGACAGUGCUACCAGUGGAAUGCCGGGACUCUAUUGCGCGCUUCAUGGCAUACGUGCACACGUCCGUGAACUCAAUGUCCAAGGUGUAUCUUCAGAAUGAGCGACGCUAUAACUACACUACGCCAAAGUCUUACCUGGAGCAGAUCAGUCUGUACGAUAAACUCUUAAAGGAGAAGCACGGGGAGUUACGUAAAAAGGUAGAACGUCUGGAGAAUGGAUUGGAAAAACUGCGCAACACCGCCGACCAAGUUGCAGCCUUGAAGCAAAAGCUGGCAGUACAGGAAAUAGAGCUUAAAGAGAAAAAUGACGCCGCCGAUGCGUUGAUCGAAAUCGUCGGCAUCGAGACGGAAAAGGUGCAGACGGAAAAAGCGAUCGCAGACGAAGAGGAACAGAAGGUGGCCAUCAUCGCUGAAGAGGUUGCUAAGAAGCAGCGUGAUUGUGAGGAAGAUUUAGUGAAAGCUGAACCAGCUUUGCUGGCAGCUCAGGAAGCCUUAAACACGCUCAACAAGGCCAAUCUGACUGAGCUGAAGUCGUUCGGUUCCCCGCCGGGUGUGGUGACGAAUGUCACCGCCGCUGUCAUGGUGUUGUUGGCCCCGAAUGGUAAAAUACCAAAGGAUCGCAGCUGGAAGGCGGCCAAAAUUACGAUGGCUAAGGUUGAUACAUUCUUAGACUCGUUGAUCAACUACGACAAGGAACAUAUACAUCCAGAAAUCAUCAAAGCCAUUCAGCCAUACCUAAAGGAUUCCGAGUUUGAGCCGGAUUUUGUACGAUCCAAAUCUGCUGCUGCGGCCGGCCUCUGUGCUUGGGUUAUUAACAUUAUCAAAUUUUACGAUGUUUACUGCGACGUUGAACCUAAACGACGUGCUCUGGCUGCUGCGAAUGCCGAACUGACAGCUUCGCAGGAAAAAUUAGCUAACAUUAAGAAAAAAGUUGCCUCACUUGAAGAACAGUUAGCUAAACUGACGGCUGAUUUCGAAAAGGCCACCGCCGAUAAGUUGCGCUGUCAACAGGAAGCUGACGCCACCCAAGCCACUAUCCAACUGGCCAAUCGUCUCGUCGGAGGGCUCGCUAGUGAAAACGUUCGUUGGGCAGAAGCUGUCGCAGAAUUUAUGCAGCAAGCAACUACAUUGCCGGGGGACAUUUUACUCGUCACGGCUUUCAUCUCGUAUGUUGGUUGUUUUACAAAACAAUUUCGGCUUGAUAUGAUGAACAAGAUGUGGUUACCGUUCCUGCGUGCUCUUGAACCGCCCGUUCCGAUUACUGACAGUCUUGAUCCAUUGCGCUUGCUAACUGAUGAUACACAAAUCGCCACAUGGCAAAAUGAAGGAUUGCCUAGCGAUCGAAUGUCCAUCGAAAACGCAACCAUACUAAGCAACUCUGACCGCUGGCCUUUAAUGAUUGAUCCUCAACUUCAGGGUAUCAAAUGGAUCAAGCAGAAGUACGGCGAUAUACUCAAAGUCAUACGUCUAGGAUCGAAAGGAUAUCUGGAAGUGCUGGAAAAGGCACUCGCCAAGGGGAGCACCGUAUUGAUCGAGAACAUUAGUGAAAAUGUGGAUCCCGUGCUAGAUUCCUUACUUGGACGAAAUCUUAUCAAAAAAGGACGUGCCAUUAAAAUCGGAGACAAGGAGGUCGAGUACAAUCACAAAUUUCGACUAAUUCUGCACACAAAGUUAGCUAACCCGCACUACAAACCAGAGAUGCAAGCGCAAACCACCUUGAUCAACUUCACUGUCACCAGAGACGGUUUGGAAGAUCAGCUGCUAGCGGAGGUUGUCAAGGCAGAACGACCAGACCUGGAAGAAUUGAAAGCAGACCUGACAAAACAACAGAACGAUUUUAAAAUUAUGCUCAAGCGGCUUGAGGAUGAUUUGUUAUCGCGUUUGUCCUCAGCCGGAGGUAACAUUCUCGGUGAUACCGCACUGGUGGAAAAUCUCGAGACAACCAAAAAGACGGCUGCAGAAAUUGAAGAAAAAGUUGCUGAAGCAAAAAUCACCUCCAAGGAGAUAGACGAAGCACGAGAACACUACCGCCCGGCUGCGGCUAGGGCUAGUUUAUUGUAUUUCAUUCUCAACGAUCUUAACACCAUCAAUCCUAUUUACCAGUUUUCUCUCAAAGCGUUCAGUGUAGUCUUCCAGAAGGCUAUCUCGAAGGCCGAUUCUGCUGCCGAAGUUCCAGCGCGAGUACGCAAUUUGAUCGAUUGCAUUUCCUUCUCCGUGUUUCAGUACACUACGCGAGGACUGUUUGAGUGUGAUAAGUUGAUUUUUAUGUCACAGAUGACCUUCCAGAUUUUGCUUAUUAAUGAAGAAAUAACACCGGCGGAACUCGACUUCUUGUUGCGUUUCCCCAUCAAGCCGCACGUUACAUCACCAGUAGACUUUCUCACCAAUGCUGCCUGGGGUGGCAUUUGCAGUUUGGCUUCAAAGGAUGAAUUUAGGAAUCUUGAUCGUGAUAUUGAGACAUCCUCCAAACGUUGGAAGAAGCUCAUUGAAUCGGAAUGUCCCGAGAAGGAGAAGUUCCCACAAGAGUGGAAGAAUAAAACUGCUCUCCAGCGCUUGUGUAUGAUGCGUGCUUUACGACCCGAUCGUAUGACCUAUGCCAUGACAGAUUUUAUUGAGGAAAAGCUUGGAGCCAGAUACGUCGAAAAUCGAACCAUGGAAUUUGCCAAAUCGUUCGAAGAAACCAGCCCGUCAACCCCGAUAUUCUUCAUCCUAUCGCCAGGCGUUAAUCCGUUGAAGGACGUGGAAACGCUGGGUAAACAGUUGGGUUAUUCUGCAGAUAAUGGUAACUUCUACAAUGUGUCACUUGGUCAGGGCCAGGAAGUGGUAGCUGAAGCGGCUAUGGACAAAGCGGCCUCUUCUGGUCACUGGGUUAUUUUGCAAAACAUUCACUUGGUUAAGAAGUGGUUGCCGGCAUUGGAGAAAAAACUCGAGUUUUACUCGGAAGGAUCGCACGAUAACUAUCGAGUGUUCAUGAGUGCUGAACCCGCUGCUACACCAUCCGCACAUAUUAUACCACAAGGCAUUCUGGAGUCAUCGAUUAAGAUCACGAAUGAACCACCGACCGGAAUGCAGGCGAACAUUCACAAAGCCCUGGACAACUUUACACAGGAAACGUUGGAAAUGUGUGGCAAGGAAGCGGAAUUCAAAGUGAUUUUGUUCUCACUCUGCUACUUCCACGCAGUCGUUGCGGAAAGGCGCAAGUUUGGACCGCAAGGCUGGAAUAAGAUUUACCCGUUCAAUGUAGGCGAUCUCAACAUAUCGGUGUCCGUACUUUACAACUAUCUGGAGGCUAACACCAAGGUACCUUGGGAGGAUCUGCGCUAUCUGUUCGGAGAAAUCAUGUACGGUGGUCACAUCACGGACGAUUGGGAUAGACGCACUUGUAUUACCUAUCUGGAGGAAUUGAUGCAGCCAGAUUUGGUGGACGGGGAACUGUUCCUGGCGCCAGGAUUUGCAGCACCCCCUAACACCGACUAUGCCGGCUAUCAUGCAUACAUCGAUGAAGCAAUGCCUCCAGAAUCGCCUUAUCUAUAUGGUUUGCAUCCCAACGCAGAAAUAGGUUUCCUUACUACCACCUCCGAAAAUCUCUUCCGAACCGUGUUUGAAAUGCAACCGCGUGACGCCGGGUCGGGCUCUGGAACUACCGUGACGCGCGAAGACAAAGUAAAACAGGUACUAGAUGAAAUCAUGGAGAAGCUACCGGAAGAGUUUAAUAUGCCCGAAAUCAUGGGCAAAGUGGAGGAGCGUACCCCCUACGUGAUCGUAGCAUUUCAGGAGUGCGAACGUAUGAACUAUCUUACCGGUGAGAUAAAGAGAAGCCUGAAAGAACUUGACCUUGGUAUGAAGGGCGAACUCACCAUCACGUCCGAUAUGGAAGAUUUGGAGAAUUCUCUCUUCCUUGAUCAGGUACCCGCAGUAUGGGCUUCUCGUGCUUAUCCUUCGCUGUUAGGCCUCACCGGGUGGUUCGUGGAUUUGCUACUUCGAUUACGUGAACUUGAAACCUGGUCGGCCGAUUUUGUGCUCCCUAUUUCCGUUUGGUUGGCCGGCUUUUUUAAUCCCCAAUCGUUACUGACAGCUAUCAUGCAGUCGACGGCUAGAAAGAACGAACUUCCACUCGACAAAAUGUGCCUGCACUGUGACGUGACCAAGAAGCAAAAGGACGAUUUCUCUGCCGGGCCCAGAGAAGGUGCAUACGUUCAUGGCAUAUUCAUGGAAGGUGCAAGAUGGGACGUACAGCAGAGUAUCAUCAUGGAGUCGAAACUAAAAGAACUGUACCCACAGAUGCCUGUCAUAAACAUAAGGGCUUUAACCCAGGAUAAACAGGACCUACGAAACAUGUAUGAAUGUCCGGUCUACAAAACAAGAACCCGUGGACCAACGUACAUAUGGACAUUUAAUUUGAAAACCAAAGACAAACCAGCUAAAUGGACGCUGGCUGGAGUUGCUUUGCUGUUACAAGUUUAA